AUGGCAGCCACAGCUAUAGGGGUGAUCAUUGGGCCAGCCGCCGCUGGCAUAGUGGAUCCUCAAGACGCAUUUGCAGGCAAAGCACUGUACACAGUUGUUGAGCAGUUUUCCCGGAUCAUUCUGGCAAUCCAGUCGAUCUCCAUCGCCCUCUCCCUCCCCACCCUAUACUACGAGCGCAACUGGUUUUCGGUGCUCAUGCUGGUUGGGCCUGUGAUGCUCCUCACCUGGGCCGUCUCGUUUGGCUUCACAGCCGCAGUCUUUGCGGGGCAGUUUGGGUUGUUGCAGUGUUUACUCAUUGCGGCAACGCUGAUCCCUACUGACCCUGUGCUGGCGAGUACCAUUGUGGAUGGGCGCUUUGCAGAAACGUACCUCCCUGCGGAACUCCGCAACGUUCUUCAAGCGGAGGCUGCGGUGAAUGACGGGUUGUCGUACCCGUACUUCGCGAUCGUGAUGCUCCUGCUUAAGCCGAGACUGAGCACGGGGUCCGCCUUCGGCCACUGGUUCUACGAGGCGUGGGCGUACGAGAUUCUGCUGGGCAUCGUGAUGGGCGCAUGUUACGGCGGCUUCUGCCGGCUGCUUCACACGUGGGGCCGCCGCUACAAGCUGGAGGAGCAGGACUCGUUCCUGGCUCACGUCAUCGGAAUGGCGCUGGGCGUCCUUGGACUCGUCACGCUCGUCGGCGCUGAAGGCAUUCUCGCCGCGACCGUUGCCGGCAUCGCAUACACCGCGCGCGAGCCCCAGCGAGAGAGGGAGAAGUACGAAGCCAAGAGCGGCAUUGAGCUCAUUAUCGUCAUCUCAUACUUUGUCUUCUUCGGGGCGAUCCUGCCGUACCCACAGUGGGUCGAGAUCGGGAUAGGGAAGCUGAUACUGUUCAGCCUGGCGGUGAUUUUCCUGCGGCGGACGCCCGUCGUGCUGCUGCUGAGCCCCUGGAUCCCGGCGUUUGCGCGGCACAAUGACCUGCGGGCAACUCUGACUGAGGCCGCGUUCGGCGGCUUCUACGGCCCCAUCGGCGUCGGCGCGCUCUUCUACGCGGCGGGCGCGUACUCCGAGCUGGGCGAGGACCGCGUCUUUGCGGUGGUCUCGUUCGUCGUGCUGACGUCAGUGAUCGUCCACGGGCUGUCUGCCGCGCCCCUGUGCCUGACGGUGCACUACGCGCUCAAGCACUGGAACGAGGAACCGGUGCAGUCGACCGGGGGCGGGGUCACGGUGCCGCGGACACGGCACUGGCUGAAAUACGGACAGUUCUGGGCGCACCUGUUCCACAGGAACUUGAAGUACGAUCAUGAGCCAGAUAGCGAGCCACCCAUUGCCAGACACUCCAUGGACGACGGCGACCAAGCCUGAGAUGGUCAUGAGUUUUGGAUGCGGGCUUCCGCUGGAAAGCGGCCGGGUUGUAUUGUACGGUUUCAAAAGCAUUGCAUAUGCGCGCAUGCGUUGACAGCUAGGUAGUCGCCCAAUUUUUUGUCCUCGUAGCUCGGGACCGGACUAGUUUUUUCCAACAAGAGAACGCGAGCUCCAGCGCCAUUGUUAGUCAUUGUCGAAGAGAACAUGCAGUACUGAUUGCGGUUGUUGUACACUCGAAGAGGUUAAGUUGAGAGAAAACGCUCGUAGAUACGAUGUAAGUGGCAUGACGGGCACAAACAGCACGGACAGGAAGCAACGACAAUCAUUCCCAAGCUUUGUUUGUUUGCAGCUAGCUAUUGAGGUUUGAGCCGGAAAGUCUGGCUGAGUCGGAAGCAGCUAGUGUAAGGAUCGCGAGCAAUAGGUGAACGCGCGCGAUAGAUUGUAGCCAAGGACUUGACACUGGUCCAGUAGCUCCAUUUUUUUAAUCGCAUGUGUGAAAACUUGAAGCAAGGAAAUGAAACGUUUUGCGGACAGGUAUAUCACGG
This is a messenger RNA of Klebsormidium nitens, 1889 nucleotides long. Lineage: Eukaryota; Viridiplantae; Streptophyta; Klebsormidiophyceae; Klebsormidiales; Klebsormidiaceae. The record is from the annotation of a GenBank genome assembly.